Messenger RNA from Saprolegnia diclina VS20, 2568 nucleotides. RefSeq lists its product as hypothetical. Bases 35 to 2485 code for a protein of 816 amino acids. The transcript is spliced from 4 exons. NCBI's taxonomy places the organism in Eukaryota, Oomycota, Saprolegniomycetes, Saprolegniales, Saprolegniaceae. Gene Ontology annotation, molecular function: chitin synthase activity. The record is from RefSeq and is a predicted model, not a curated record. Gene Ontology annotation, cellular component: cell septum; cell periphery.
UGCGACGCGGAGCCCAGAGGAAGAUAGUAGUGAGAUGGGUGUCCCGACCUUGAGCAAGGCGUCCGUCUUCCGCUUCGCGCGGCAGCCUCGCCACCACGGCGUCAAGACGCGCCUGCUCCGGAGUCGCUCCAAGACGCUCAUGCUCGGCGGCCAGAGCACGGCCGAGACGGCGCAGUACGCGUCGUGCAACCCGAAUGGCGACGAGCCAUCAUCCAAUGCUCUUAAGCCGCUCAAGCUCAAGGACAUGUCGACCGACGAUCUUCUGCGGCACGCCGAGCAGCUCGAUAUGCACCUCGCCAAAAUCUACAUCGAGAGCCAGAAGACCAAGGCGCUCGCACCGAUCGUGACCAAGUCGAUUGGCCUUCCGCAGCAGCUCUGGGAAGACGCCGGCGUCGCGCCGCCGUACCAUAGCGCGCCCGAGUUUCAGGACCUUCGGUACACGGCCGUGCGCACAGCCGACCCGAUCGCGUUCUCGGCCGAUGGCUACAGCCUCCGGUUGCACACGCUCGGAAAGAGCAUCAAGGUGUUUAUCACGGUCACCAUGUACAACGAGCCCGCGUCGCAGCUCCAAGCGACGCUCACGGGCCUCGCAAGUGGCAUCGACUAUCUCUGCAACCAGUACGGGUAUGACUUUUGGCAAGAAGUCGCUGUCGUCGUAGUCGCCGACGGCCGGUCCAAGACCCACCACAGCGUCCUCCCGUACCUCGAAAGCUUUGGGGCGUUCGAGAAGGGGCUGCUCGCGUCCGCGAUUGCGGCGUCCAAGGACACGCACGUGCACCUCUUUGAGUCGACGAUCCAGCUGCGCAAAACCGACGGCGCGUUCCACUCGCCCAUGCAGCUCAUCUUUGCGCUCAAAGAGCACAACGCCGGGAAGCUGCACUCGCACCUCUGGUUCUUCAACGCGUUCUCCGAGCAAGUCGACCCGACGUACACCGCGCUCGUCGACGUCGGCACCGUACCCGCCGAGUCGUCCGUGUACCGCCUCAUCCGCAGCAUGGAGCGCAACCCGCAGAUCGGCGGUGUCGCCGGCGAGAUCGCGGUCGAUGAUCCCGACUUCUUCAACCCCGUGAUUGCGGCGCAGCAUUUCGAGUACAAGAUCGCCAACAUCAUGGACGCGUCAUUGCAGUCGGUCUUUGGCUUCAUCGGCGUCCUCCCUGGUGCCUUCUCGGCCUACCGCUACGAAGCCAUUCGAUCGAUCAACGGCGUCGGCCCGCUCGCAGAGUACUUUAAGAGCCUCACCGCAUCCAAGAAGGAGCUCGGGCUCUGCGUCGGUAACAUGUACUUGGCCGAGGACCGCAUCCUGUGCUUUGAAAUCCUCGCGCGCAAAAACUGCGACUGGACGAUGCACUACGUCAAGGACGCGAUCGCGCAUACCGACGUGCCCGAGACGCUCGUGGAUUUGAUCAAGCAGCGCCGGCGCUGGCUCAACGGGUCCUUCUUCGCCGGCCUCUUUGCGAUCUGGAACUUUGGCCGCGUCUGGACCGAGAGCGCGCACAGCUUGCCGCGCAAGUGUGCCUUUAGCCUCCAGUUCCUCUACCUCGCGUUCCAGAACGUCAUGAACUGGUUCCUCCUCAGCAACCUGUUUUUGACAUUUUUCUACAUCCUCUCGCUCGCGCUCUACUACAAGUCGAUCGAGGUCCUCCACGUCGUGCUCGGCACGUACUUUGUGCUCGUCGGGAGUCUCAUCGUCUUUGCCCUCGGCAACAAGCCCGGGCACCGCACGGCGAUCUACUACCGCGUGAGCUCGUACGUCAUGGGCACGAUCAUGCUCUGCGUCACGUGCAUCUCGCUCUACGCGCUCCUCGGGAACGUCCAGUUUGUGGACCCGCGCUCCGACUUGCCGUCGUGCAGCGUCAGCAACUACGAGCUCGAAGCCGGCGCGUUCUUCUCGCUCGGCAUCAUCUUUGUGUGCGCGUUCAUGCAUGGCGAGUUUGGCAUCGUGCGCAGCACUGUCCAGUACUUCUUCAUGCUGCCGACCUUUGUCAAUGUGCUCGGUAUUUAUGCGUACAGCAACCUCCACGACUUGAGCUGGGGCACAAAGGGCAUCGAGACGAGCGGCGGCCACGGUGGUCUGCCCACGAGCAGGUUUGGCAGCGUCAAGGACAUGGUGGCCCUCCACUUGAACGCGGCCACUACCGACGUCGUCUCAGAAGCCGACAAGCUAAAGGGCGUCGUCGCGGCCGAGCACGAAGACGUCGACAACCGGUUCCGUGUCUUUCGGUCGCUCUUACUGCUUACGUGGCUGCUCACGAACGGGUGCUGGCUCUACUACGCGACGAGCUUCAUCUCGUGCUCGUGCUACCUCAAGUACCUCAGCUAUAUCGUCGCGGUCUUCAACACGAUCCGGUUCGUCGGCGGCCUCCUCUUCCUCGCGUUCCGCAUGGCGCGCGGUGUGCUCCAUUGCUGCCGCCAAGGCGUCAUGAAGACGCGCCCGCUCCGCUGCGGCGGCAACCCGCAAGCGGGCGACGAUUGCUCGCCCGUCUAAUUUACUACUGCUAGUGUGUUGUUUGUGUAACUUAAAAAUGAAGUACGAUGCUUCUUUAUCAGGCGAGCGCACGCCUACAUGAA